Exaiptasia diaphana is the source of this 1964-nucleotide messenger RNA. RefSeq names its product uromodulin. The coding region runs from base 897 to 1943 and encodes 348 amino acids. The transcript has 5 exons. NCBI's taxonomy places the organism in Eukaryota, Metazoa, Cnidaria, Anthozoa, Actiniaria, Aiptasiidae. The record is from RefSeq and is a predicted model, not a curated record. Gene Ontology annotation, molecular function: calcium ion binding; extracellular matrix structural constituent.
ACUUUAAAAACGAUGGUUAUUCAGACUUUUCGGUAAACACUAUGACAUUCCUCACAUUUUGAACUUAAAGCUAGUGUCAAAAAUACAUGUUUUAAGUAUUAUAGACCCCYCAAGCUGCAAAUAUAAUAUAUCUAAUUAGCGUCCGUAAUAUAUUGGUAAUAAGUUUUGUUACCAAGGCAAACUUGUUAUAUUUACUUUCAUCGUUUUUAACAUCCAACUUGAAUUGUAAUUCGCCUUUCAAUGUGUCUUCAGUGCCGUUAUCUUCAGCCUCGGGCAUUGGAAGUGGAGGCGGAGGAGGCGGUGAAGGAGGCGGAGAACAAGAAGGAGAACAAUCAACGUUUAAUUAAAUAGUUGACGGGAUCUUGAUMAUUAAGUUCGUACARUACAUUGGUAUCAAAAACCGCAUCCCAUAAUUGCUUUAUAUUUGCUCGCACCGGGAAAUGAUCCAUUUAUAAUUUGUGUUUAAGGUACAAGUUAUACUGUACUGUUUGUUUGGGAGUGAGGGAGAWUAAGGUCCUACCUGACUUCUUCGCGCGUGCAUGUUAAACAGAAAAUAAACUCAUAAAACGCUCAGCAGGAAAGCUGAUCUUUGUGUGUUGCAUUAAUGAAUAAUUAAAAGCAGCUGGAUUUACUAGUUCAGUUUAAUAACUGCUUUUGUCAGUGAGGACCCAACAYAGCAGUAAARACGUCUUGGCAACGUACUGUAUCUUMAAAAUAGACCUUCAAUCUUCACGCUUUUCUAAGUCACAUUCAGAGGCAAAACCUGCUCUAUAACACUAUGUUMUUGUUAAGAACAUAGAUGAAUGUAAAUUUUCCUUGAAACAAUUUCAUUCGCUGCGCAAUUUAAACAAGAAUUGAUUGAAGACUUCUUCGCAUUUGGUAGUCUACUUCUUCUAAUGAUGCAAACAGGAUCCAUUUUCCACGCUGCUACCUUGUUUUCGCUUUUGUCUCUUCUUAAAGCCAACAAAUGUCACGUUUCUAUCAGCAAUGUUGCUCUGAAUGGGCAUGUGUUCGCUUCGCUUCAUGCAGACAACAUGCAUGUUUGUUAUGAAAGAUGUCAGGAGAAGAUUGGCUGCUUGAGUAUUAACUAUUACAGGGACAGCUUUACAUGCGAGCUCAAUAACCGGACAAUAGCAGUGAAGUCAAGAAUGAAGGAGGUCAACUUUAAUGCAGUUUACUUUGAGCGUAUAAAACCAGCUGCAAUUGGCUCACAAGAGGAAAUCCCCGCAGAAUCCUGCAUGGAAAUCAAAAUAACCCAACACCCAUCUAUCAGCGGUUUCUAUUGGGUUAAGCAUGCUCAACAAACAGCAAAGAUAUAUUGCAACAUGACCACUGGAGCUUCAGAGCCAUGCAUCAGUUCGAAGUGUCAAAAUCAAGGGAAAUGCAAUAAAGUGAAURAAAUUAGCUACAAYUGCACAUGCGUCUCGCCAUUUUAUGGGAAAAACUGCGAGAAUAAACUAAUCGACUAUUGCAGUCCUCCACCGUGUGUCAAUGGCGGGACAUGUGUCAACGGGCAAAGUACAUUUAGUUGUACAUGCAAGGUGGGAUUCACAGGGAAGACAUGCUCAACUGUAAACGACGCAGCAUGUUCAUCCUACACGACCAUAACCGAUUCUACUCGUCUAAUGACUUCCGGUAUUUCUGCAAAAAAAUGCGACAAUAAUAUCGCUAUAAAAUGGUACAGAUUUUCAGGGGGGGCAGGAGUCCGUAUGCCCACAUCGUGUGUACCAAAGAGUCGCUGCAACACGGACGCCACUGGAUGGUUGAGCCAGCCACACCCAAGCGUAGAACAGGGAAUAGUAUCCAAGAAAGUGUGUUUUAACUGGAGUUCUAACUGUUGUAGCUGGAACAAGUAUAUCCGAGUACGAAACUGUGGCAGUUUUUACGUGUACGAGUUUAAGCCACCGCCAGCAUGCASUUUGCGUUAUUGUAGCACAAAUUAAAUAAAAACAUUCUACUUUUUU